CCGCUAUUGUCAAAAUGUCAAAUUUGACAAUUAGAAUUAAUCCUGUACAAUUUCGAAAUUGGAUCUGACUACUCAUCAUUUAAAAUCGAAACGAAGACGAACACCGAAUACAGCAAUGAUUGAAACAUGUUCGAAAAAAUGCAUGUUGUUGGGAACAGUUGCUUUAGGAAUAUUGACUCUCGUAAUCCUGGUUUUGGAAUCACACUUGGCUGAAACAUUAUCUGGCAGUAGCAGAAUGAAGAAUAAAACAUUUCCUUCUGAAAAUAAUUCUACUUGCUGGAUGCAUCAGCCUUACAAAAUCAUCAAUGAAUGCCAUCCUUGCUCAGACUUUGAAAUCAGAAGUAAAAGCAUAGGAGUUUGUAUUCAUACAAGCUUUAAGGAAAUAUUGAAGUGUGAAAAUGGUGAAACAGUAACAAGAAGCUGUGAUCGUGUUGCAUAUUUAGAAGAGAGAGCAUUUUGGAAAUUUACUAUAUGGUCAUUUGUAUUGGGAACAAUAUCAUCUAUAGCUGUUAUGUUACGGAUGAGGGUUUUAAACCACAGGGCUAAAAGACGAGCAAGACAAGUGUUAGCAAAUGGAUCUUUAUAAAUAUUUAAAAGUCAGACCCAUGCAAUGCUACGAAGUUUUUUUAUGAUAUAGAACUCGCUAGGCGAUUCAGAGGCACUGAAGGUGUUAAAGACACAUAAUAAUCACUAAACAGUAUUCAAUGUUAGUAUGACAACAAUAAAAAAGUAAAUUUAAAUAACA
Papilio xuthus (Asian swallowtail) is the source of this 745-nucleotide messenger RNA. RefSeq names its product jumping translocation breakpoint protein JTBR (gene JTBR). Gene Ontology annotation, cellular component: cytoplasm; membrane; spindle. The transcript is spliced from 5 exons. The coding region runs from base 116 to 586 and encodes 156 amino acids. The record is from RefSeq and is a predicted model, not a curated record. Gene Ontology annotation, biological process: mitotic cytokinesis. Lineage: Eukaryota; Metazoa; Arthropoda; Insecta; Lepidoptera; Papilionidae.